GGCAACUAGAGCCGCGUACUUUUCCCCGUCGGAAGCACAAAUCCUCAUGGAGGCAUACGAGGAGGUAAAAGAUAUAAUUAAGAAGAAAGGCAACACCGCCACAGUGAUAAAGCAAAGAGAAAAAGCGUGGCAAAGUAUUGCAGACCGCCUGAAUGCGUAAGUAGUGCACAAUUACACACUCACCGCUCCGCUGAAACAUCACAAUUACAAUUCAAAUAUUUAAUUCACAUCUCCAAAAAUGCAGUUGUACUGUAAUUAUGAAACGGUUAAAUUUUUAAUUGAAAUGCACUGCAGAUAUGAGUGAAAUUGUGUAAAGUAACUCCAUCACACUGUAUAAAGCUAUGAUAAAUUUUUUGAUAUUUUUACUGAAAACAAGACAAAAAUACCAAGUAAUUUUUUGCAGUGUGUGUGUGUGUGUGUGUGUGUGUGUGUGUGUGUGUGUGUAGAUUAAACAUGAACGGGCCAAAACGGACAUGGCAGCUGGUCAAAAUCAAAUACAAGAACAUUCUGCAGAAUGCAGUGAAAAAGAAUACCCACCGACAAGGCACGGGUGGUGGGUCACCAAAGGCUGACCUUACCCCAGCAGAGGACAUGGCCUUGGAGCUAAAUAAAGGCAGGCCCGUCUUAGAGGGGAUCCCUGGGGGGAAAGAGACGAGCAUAGGUUCCUCCCAAGAUGCCACCCGCUUCAUUCAAGUGUCUGGCAGCACUGUGUUCCUGUUAGAGCCACCAGCACAAGCACCAGACGAUGCUGAUCCAGGUGAAGGCCCCAGUGCAGCAGCAACAGCACAUGAUGGAGACGAUGAUGAGGAGGAGACCAUCUCUCUGGAUUCCAGAAGGCAUGAGGACCCAGAUGCUAUACAGUGGGAAAACCAGCCUGGCAACAUAAGCUCACAAGCUAUCAGAAAGUUGUAUGGCAACCACCUCCGGCGCCAAAUAGAACUGGCAGACAUAGACAUUCAGUACAAGAAGAAAAAGAUGGAAAAUCUUGCACUGGAGUCCGAAAUAAAAAAGAGGACAAUUAGGAAACUGGACCUUGAAAUAAAAAAACUUGAGAGGGAGCUCCAAGAAGAUGACACAGCUCAAAAUAAAAAUUAGGUAUAUUCUCGUAAAGUCAAGUGAGCCAUGACAUAUGAGCUCUUAUUGUGAGCACACAGGACGGUGGCAUCUUUCUAAGGUUUUUUUAUUUUCCCAGCAAUCAGUACAACCAAGUCAUCGUUAAAAGCCAUCACCCUCUUUUGCCCACCCCCCCAGCACCAAGUGUGGCCACUAGCCUAUAUGAAGGCCCAAAAUUGUGUGUUCCUUUCUGCUCUGACAAUGGCAUGCCCAUUCGUGCGAGAUGUGGUGGAUGAAGAAGCACUUGUGCUGAGGAGAGCCUUCAGACGAGAAAGGGUCUUCAGGGACCGGUUGGACCCACUGGCCUUCCCUGAUGACCAUCUAUAUGAAAGAUACAGGUUUUCUGCAGAUGGCAUCAGGUAUCUAUGCAGACUACUGGGUCCCAGGAUUAAGCACCGCACUGCACGGAGCCAUGCACUGAGUGUGGAGCAAAUGGUUUGUGUGGCCUUGCGCUUUUUGCUAGUGGAGCCUUCCUGUACUCAGUGGGGGAUGCAGAACAGCUGAACAAGGCCACAAUUUGCCGCACAAUAAGGAGUGUGUGUCUGGCUAUCAAAGCAUUAGCAGAUGUC
Messenger RNA from Oncorhynchus masou masou (cherry salmon), 1682 nucleotides. RefSeq lists its product as uncharacterized. The record is from RefSeq and is a predicted model, not a curated record. NCBI's taxonomy places the organism in Eukaryota, Metazoa, Chordata, Actinopteri, Salmoniformes, Salmonidae. The coding region runs from base 454 to 1095 and encodes 213 amino acids. The transcript is spliced from 7 exons.